This is a messenger RNA of Adineta steineri, 1068 nucleotides long. The record is from the annotation of a GenBank genome assembly. Lineage: Eukaryota; Metazoa; Rotifera; Eurotatoria; Adinetida; Adinetidae.
AUGACAGAACAGUAUUUGACUGUUAAUGGAACACAUUCAGCUGGAGCUAAGAAAAAAGGUUAUAUGAUAAAAACCUAUUCAUUUACUACAGAUGAUGAUGAUGCAGCAGCAGAUAUCCCUGAUUCUCGUCCAACUUUGAACAAUAAUAAUACAUUAUCCGUAGUAUCACCUUCAGCAGAUAAUAUCUCUAAUGGAGAUAGCGUUUCAGAUUCCAGUACUACAGUCAAGAAAAGAAAAUCACGAAGGUCAACUCCAACUGAGAUGACUGGUGAGAAAAUUCUUCUGCCAAUUAAGAAAAAUCCGUGGUAUAAAAAAAUCAAUUGGUCAAAACCGAUCGUGUUCAUCGGAAUGAUAUUGACGAUUUAUAUAAUGUGGCUUAAAAGAGAUGUAAUUAUUCCUCGAAUAUUAUUAUCAUCAACUGUUCGCACGCGUCUUUCUACUAUUUCAAAACAUGAACGGACUAUUGAUGAGUUAGCAAAUCCAUCAACAAUAGAAAACUCUUUUACAGACUCACUGUCGGAUAUUUCUCAUGAAGAUAAUUUUAUUGAUAAUACACAGGAUUACAAUUCUGAGCUAAGCGAUGAUGAGGAGAAUUCAACAGUUUCCUCCUCUAAAUCAUAUAGAAAUAAUAUACUCAAUGUGAAAGUACGAAAGAAUAAAAUGAAUUUUAAUCAAGAAUCGUCAAACAAAAAGAAAUCUUCUCUCACACAAAAUCAACCUAUUGAAAAUAAAAAACAAACAAAAUCAGUCAAACCAGUUGUAUCAACAUCAUCAAAAAAACAAAAUCGUGGAUCUGUAGUUCAAUAUGAAAGCUUUACACGUAAACCUUAUUUAUAUUCUAAUACAAAUAUAUUUACUUUCGAUGAUAUUAUCGAAGAAUUACGAAAAAAUCUUACAUCUCGGAAACGAGAUAGUCAAUUUUUAUCGAAAGCAUUAGCAGCAACUGGUUUAGACAAAAAUACAUUAUAUCAAAUUGUCCAUAAAAAGAAGUUCAGCUUGUUGACGCUUCGAACAUUUGCUUCAUUGUUAGAUGCAUUUAAUUUAAUGAUUCUAAUUGUAUCUAAAUAA